Messenger RNA from Miscanthus lutarioriparius, 639 nucleotides. Lineage: Eukaryota; Viridiplantae; Streptophyta; Magnoliopsida; Poales; Poaceae. The record is from the annotation of a GenBank genome assembly.
AUGGUGAAGCCGGGCAAGAAAACGAGCAGGGGGCGCCAGAAAAUUGAGAUCCGCCGCAUCGAGAAGAAGGAGAGCCGCCAGGUCACCCAGUGCAAGCGCAAGGGCGGGCUCCUAAAGAAGGCCUCGGAGCUCCACCUCCUCUGCGGCGCCCAUGUCGCCAUCAUCGUCUUCAAGAGAACGGAGCCCGAGGGAAAGGAGGUGCCCGUCGCGCGCCGCGGCAAACGCGACGACGGCGGCAUUGCCUUCGCGAUGGGCACCCCCUCCGUCGACCACGUCCUCCGCCGCUGUACCCUGCUCCACGCCGGCGAGGGCCUCACCGCGGUCGAGGACGUGGGCGCCGUCGCCGCCGAGCGUGCCGUUAUGGAGGCGAGAGCGCGGGAGACGGAGCAGACCAGGGCGCUCGUGGAGGCGGAGAAGGCGCGGAACGACGCCAUCGGGGAGAAGGUGCUGCAGGCCGUGGAGGUGUCCGGGAGGCGGUUCUGGUGGGAAGUGGACGUCGGGGUGCUUGGCGAUGCCGAGCUGCCGGUCUUCACUUCGCAGCUCCAGCGCCUCAGGGAGAGCGUGCAGCUCCAAGCCAACAAACCUCAGACCUCUGCUACGCCGGCGGCGGUGGCGGCGCCGUGGCAUCAGCUGGGAUAG